This is a messenger RNA of Thlaspi arvense, 2031 nucleotides long. The record is from the annotation of a GenBank genome assembly. NCBI's taxonomy places the organism in Eukaryota, Viridiplantae, Streptophyta, Magnoliopsida, Brassicales, Brassicaceae.
CUCAUAUUUACACCUCCAUACCCUUCUUCACCAGUCCUGAAUCAACACAACGCAAGCUCAUCUUCAGUCUCUGCUUCUUCAUCAUCCUCAUCUUCACAAUCGACACAAACCAAAAAAAGCGUACGGAGAAAACAGCCAGAGAACUCGACAUCGUUGAGGAAGCAUCGGAGGUACGAAAGAUCUGCUCAUCUCGAUCACAAAGUCGACAUGUACGAGCUUCUAGCUUCAAAUCACCAGACCCAGAACGAAAAAGAGCUUUUUUCUAUUUACAAAGACAGACAAUUGUCUAUACGGUUUAUGGUUUCGCUUCUUUCCCGCGAAAAUGAUUGGCAGAGAUCACUCGCAUUGCUCGAUUGGGUUCAUGAGGAAGCUAAAUACACUCCUUCGGUUUUCGCCUACAACGUCGUUCUUCGAAACGUGUUAAGAGCUAAGCAGUUUGAUAUUGCACACGGACUGUUCGACGAAAUGCGUCGCAGAGCUCUUGCGCCUGAUAGGUUUACUUAUUCGACGCUAAUUACUUCGUUUGGGAAAGAAGGUAUGUUUGAUUCGGCUCUUUCUUGGCUUCAGAAGAUGGAGCAAGAUCGUCAACCUCAUCGAGCUUUGAGCUUUCUAGGAGGCUGUGUGAUUAAAUCUUUACUCAAGAAACCAGAGAUGAGAAGCUCUGGCUAUCUUCCGGAUUCAAACGCGAUAGCUACAGUGUUGAACGCGUACGGGAAGCAAACAGAGUUUGAGAAAGCGGAGACGGUUUACAGAGAGACGCAAGAUGAAGGAUGUAAGAAUUCAAGCUCUUCACAGACAAGUGUUGAAGAAGCUUCUGCAAGAGUAAUACUUGACAACUCAUCCAUGGAAGCAGAUAAGGUAAACUUUAGUACUGUUCUUGAUGAUGAGAUCACAAGUGGCGAUAGCAGAAACAAGAUUAUUUCAGGAGAAGCAGAUGUUGCAGAGCUUGUAGAUAUAACUCAGCGUCAUCAGUUCGAGCCUGAUAACGGUUCAGGGAAUAAAGAAAACGAAGGAUCAGAAUGUGAAAAAGGAGAAGCGAUGAAGACAGUAAGAUCGCUAAAUAGAAAGCUAGUGAGACAGAAAAAGAUGAGCAAGGAACUAUCUUUGUUCAUGAAUCUGAAAGCUUCAACAAAAACACAGACGAUGAUAGAAGGCAAAGAAGAUGACACUACCCAAAAAUCAGACGAGUGUCGAAAAACCGGUAGUAGAAGAAGAUCUAACAAAAACCAUACACACACCAAACAAGAAGAGGAGAUAGGUGCAAUCUCUAAGGUAUUGAUUGAUACCACACCUGUAAAAUUCAGUGAAGGCGAUACAGAGAAGAGCUUAGACUCGGCCUAUGAAGAAAUACCUAUAAAGACUGAAGAAGCAAAACAAGAAAAAGAUUCAGGAACUGUUGAAACCUCUGUAAAUGGGACGGAGGCUGAGCACAAUGCAACGCUUUCACUAGAAGAGAUCUCUAAGAACAGUGACAACCUUGUGAAAGAAACAGCUCCAGAAGAAGAAACCACAACAAACGGUGAAUCAGUACAUGGCUUUGAAUCUACAAAAAGAGUCCUUCUUGAAGCGGAGAAUGAAGAAGAAAGAGAAGAGAUGAAAACAGAAACAGAAACAGAACCGAUGGGGGAUUCGAAAGAGAAAGAGGGAACGAAGACGCGUCUGCUUCAAGAACUAAAGCGUCCUAAUAACUUCCCGAUUCUUGCGAAAGCCGGGAGAGUCGAAGAGGCCACAUGGGUUUUCCGGCAAGCUUUUGAUUCAGGGAAGAGGUACGCGAAUGUCAUUGAAGUGUUUGAGAAGAUGAGAAGCUCUGGCUAUUUUCCUGAUUCAAACGCGAUAGCUACAGUGUUGAACGCGUACGGGAAGCAAAGAGAGUUUGAGAAAUCGGAUACGGUUUACAGAGAGAUGCAAGAGGAAGGAUGUGUUUUCCCUGAAGAAGUUCACUUUCAGAUGCUGAGUUUAUACUCUUCGAAGAAAGAUUUUGAGAUGGUUGAAUCUUUGUUUGAGAGAUUGGAAUCUGAUGCUUUGAUGUUU